GCCUGAUUGGAGUAGCGUAGGGUUGCUAGGCAACCCGCCCCGUUAGAGAGAAAUGCUGAGCGAGCGGGCUGUGUGAGGCGCGGCACCGGAAGAAUCCUCUGCCCAGUGGGACCCACACAGGAGCGGGAAGCUGCCCACCGAAACCCUGAGCCAAUGCUGCAGCUGCACGGCGCCUCCUAAUCCACAUCUAAAACAAUGGCCGACACUGUUGAUCCCAGGAUCCUGCAGCUGGCUGCUGAGUAUACAGAGUGCAGCAACGAGAAGACCCCCGAAUUGUUGCUUCAGCUGAAAGAUAUUGUGAAAUCAGUCCCUGCUGGGAGCGAAGAGCAGAGAAAAGUAAAGGAAGAUCUGUAUCAUUAUGGCCUGAUUCAGUGCAGCGUCCUCUUCCUCAUCCAGGAUUAUAGGCGGGUUAAUGGCGGCUGGAUGACAGCAGCGAGUCUUGCCGACAUACUCAGUUUGUGCUGUGUGGGUCUGGACCCACAGGAGGAUGCAGAGGAAUUCUAUAACAAGCUCUUGCCCUCAGCGCUUGGGAACAUGUUGCUCUUGGCCAGGCGGAUUCAGGCUCGUUAUGUUCGGGCAAUGAAGGAGGAAGAGAGAGGAGAAUUGUUCAGCAGUUUCCGUAGGGUGAGCGAUUCAGUCAGCUGGUUGUUCAGCGGCCACGUACAGCUCGCCAAAGACGUUCUGCGGAUGAAGCAUUUCCUUCAGUUGCUGAUGGCGGAUGAUGAGGAAACAGAGGCUGUAGCGAUGUCUGUGCUGCAGAAGGUUCUGCGAGUCGACAGCUCUGCCCCGCGCCAGUUAGAUGAGGAUUCUCUGCUCACCAUCUUGGAUGAACUUGUGUACAAACUCUCAGCGUCCUCCAAUCCUGUCAUUGGGCGAGCAGCGACCGGCUCUCUGCUUCUGAUGCUGGAAUCCAGUCCAGGCAUUGGGCAGCUGGUCGGAGCCAGGUAUAAGGGUCUUAGAACACUUCUAAGCAAACAAUGGACCGGCAAGGGCUUUGGGCAGGAGCUUGGGCAGCUUCUGGAAAUCCUGUACUCUAGUUCUUACCAACAGGAGGACCUACAGAGGCUCCACAGGGCAGCGUGCACCAUUCAGGCCGUGUGGAGGGCAUUUCUGGUGAGGAAGAGGAUGAAGAGGCUCCCGAAGGCUGUAACUUCCCUACAGAGAAGCUUUAGGGCCAGGCGAGAGCGAGAGGUCAGUCAGCUGCAGAGACAGAGAGAGGAGGAAGCUCUACGGCAGCAGCUGCAGCUUCACAGGCUCCGGGCGAUGAGACGGUUCCGAGAGAAGCAACUUGCUCUCCUGGAGAUCGUGCACCCAGGGCAGAUGGACAAGCACUUGCGGGAGGUGCAAGAGAAGGCGGCGCAGACCAUUCAGAGGAUCUGGGGGGGGUACAGGGAGCGGAGGAAGUUCCAUAAGCAGAAGGUGCAUCUGGCACAGUACAAGGCGGCCGUCUGCAUCCAGAGAGCUGCGCUCAGGUUCCUAAACAGGCGGCGGAAAAUGCGCGAGUCUUUAACCCCGUGGAGGAAAACGGAUCUGUCAGACGAACGUCGCCAGGAGCUUCAGCUGAGACUGGACAGUCGCCUCCAUCUGCACCCUGCCCCACAGAUGUCAGCAGAGCAGAGCAGCGACUUACACAGCCGGGCCCAGGAAAAGCUGGGUCAGUACCUUCUGAAAAGGAGCUUCCACAGGGGAUCCGAGCAACGCAGAGAGGCGCUACUGGCCCAGAUUAACACUGAUAUUAAUAUGCUGAUGGAUGCCCCGGCCUUGGCACAUGUGACAGAGAAGGACCUGGACAAGUUUACCAGCCGCUCGGUCCCCGUGGCCCUAAAAGCCAAACAGAGGCACAACGUGACGCUCAGGCGCAGCCGCUGGCCCUGGUGGCGGAAACUGGGGGACGAAUUUAUAGAAGACGACGAGGUUCUUCUCUCUGAUCUUCCUGUUCCGGAGCUCGGGGCCCUGUUCCUCGCUGGCACCAAGGACUGAGAACCUCAUACCUGUAAUGUUCCAUGUUAUUAUUUUUAUAUAUAUUUAUCAUAUACUUUCAUUAAUAACUCUCGGCCCUUGGUUUCCCUGCUGGAGGCACCAUAGCAACAGGGGGAUAAUGGAGCAGGUCCUGAAAGGGGAGGGGUUAUGGGGAAGUGCCCCUAAGGGGGGGGGGGGGGGGUUCACCUUAAAGUUAACUUUUAGUAUGCUAUAGAAUGUCCUAUUCUCAGCAACUUUUCAAUUGGUCUUCUUUUUUUUCAAUAUAGUUUAUUUGCCUUUUUCAGCUGGAAAAAUGUAGACAAAAAUGGUAAAUAAUUACAAAAAAACUGUAACAAAUAAAUAAUGAAGACCAAAUGCAAAGUUGCCAGGAAUAGAACCUUCUAUAACGUACGAAAAAUGAUCUUAAUCUUAAAGGGGCAGUUCAUCUUUAAACUCACUUACCCACCGAUGGGGUUAACAGAGAAGAGGCGCAAGUCUGUUUCUAGGGUUUACUGUCCCUUUAAUGUGCAAUGAUCCAACAAUGUGUGGGAAAUCUUUAUUGCACCAACCGACCAAUGAAAUAACAGAACCAAGGCGGUUUAUUUGGGAGGAGUCAGCGGCAAGCAAAGUGCACAGGCAGUGGGGCGGCGGGGGCUGUGAAUAUUACUAUAAAGGAGCCAAUCAGGGCCGAUAUCUACCUGCCCGUUACCAAGGAUUGGCCGGUUUGUACCAGUGAUAUACAGCAGCCAUACUGCGAGGCCCCGCCCACCCCCAAAGGCUGUGUGGGGAUGCUGGGAAUUGUAGGCUAACAAUGGAAACCCCAGGUAACAAGUUUCUCCCCGAUAGUGAUGGCAAAUUAAAGGGGAAGAUAUCUAACAGUUUAGUCGGCGGCGCUGUAUAUUGCACUGAUACCGCCAAGUGUGGGUCGGUCACGCCGCUCGCAAUGUACAAAAUAUAGAAUCUGUGGUUUCGUUGGUUUCACACUCGGAUAUUACAAAAAAAAAGAUAAAAUGUACAAAAUCAGGACGUGCGUCCGGUCUGUCGCUAACGCGUUGCCGCGUGGGUGUCGGGGAAGCGACAUAAUAAUCCAUAAUUGUACCGACGUCCCACCGGCGGGGUAACGAGUCCGCUGACACUUUAUCCACAAAGGCCACGUUAUCGUUAGUAAAUAUAUAAAUAUCCGUGGAAACCGCGUGCAAAGUGCCGCCAUGAUACAUUCCUUGGGUUCCUCCAUGGAGGAAAAUAUCAAUAAAUAAAUAAAGUCUCCGAGUCCUCAA
Messenger RNA from Xenopus tropicalis (tropical clawed frog), 3236 nucleotides. RefSeq names its product IQ motif containing B1 (gene iqcb1). The record is from RefSeq and is marked provisional. NCBI's taxonomy places the organism in Eukaryota, Metazoa, Chordata, Amphibia, Anura, Pipidae. Gene Ontology annotation, molecular function: calmodulin binding. Gene Ontology annotation, biological process: cilium assembly.